UGAUCUUUCACAACAAAUUCAAAUUUUCCAAUAAACCCUCUUCUUCAUCCCCGAAAAUCAACGAUCUUCUCUGAAAAUGUCUGGACGUGGAAAGGGCGGCAAGGGAUUGGGAAAGGGAGGAGCAAAGCGUCAUAGAAAGGUUUUGAGAGACAACAUUCAGGGCAUUACCAAGCCUGCAAUUCGCCGUUUGGCUCGCAGAGGCGGUGUGAAGCGUAUCAGUGGAUUGAUCUAUGAAGAAACCAGAGGUGUUUUGAAGAUUUUCCUUGAGAAUGUGAUUCGUGAUGCUGUGACCUACACUGAGCACGCUAGGAGGAAGACGGUGACUGCCAUGGAUGUGGUUUAUGCCUUGAAAAGGCAAGGAAGGACUCUGUACGGUUUCGGAGGUUAGGUUAUCGAUUGAUUGUAGAUCUUGGCUGUGGAUCUGGAUUUUCUUAGGCUCUACUGGUCUUAUAGAUUAAUUUUCUCUUCUUUGUUCUAAAGCUUUUGAGAUAAUGAAUUGAAGGAUUACGCUAUGAAAAUUUGUUAGAAUGUUCUGAUCGAUUGAACCUUGUUAAUUAAUUAAUAAUUUUGG
This is a messenger RNA of Benincasa hispida (wax gourd), 571 nucleotides long. RefSeq names its product histone H4. Gene Ontology annotation, cellular component: nucleosome. NCBI's taxonomy places the organism in Eukaryota, Viridiplantae, Streptophyta, Magnoliopsida, Cucurbitales, Cucurbitaceae. The record is from RefSeq and is a predicted model, not a curated record. Gene Ontology annotation, molecular function: DNA binding; structural constituent of chromatin; protein heterodimerization activity.